ACACUGCUGGAGACCUCUUGGUAAAUGUUUCUUAUCUCUCAGGGACUGCUGACCUUCAGGGAUGUGGCCAUAGCGUUCUCUCAGGAGGAGUGGGAUUUCCUGGACCCAGCUCAGCGGAAAUUGUACCUGGAUGUGAUGUUGGAGAACUACAGGAACCUGGCCUCCCUGGUGGAGGAUGACUUCCUUCCUGAGUUCCUACUCCACUCGCAGGUUUUUGUUUCCUUUAUGAUUUUAACAUCUCCAUGGCCUUCUGCUUUCUGUGGUAGAUUCUCGCUCUCAAGGAACACGUUGGCCCAUAGCUGGUUUGGCCCAGUGGAUAGAACACCGGCCCGUAGACUGAAAGGUUCUAGUUUUGAUUCUGUUCAAGGGCAAAUGCCAGAGUUGUGGGCUCACUUCCCAGUAUGGGGUGUGC
Messenger RNA from Myotis davidii, 412 nucleotides. RefSeq names its product zinc finger protein 534-like. The transcript has a single exon. The record is from RefSeq and is a predicted model, not a curated record. Gene Ontology annotation, biological process: regulation of DNA-templated transcription. The annotation marks the transcript as partial. Lineage: Eukaryota; Metazoa; Chordata; Mammalia; Chiroptera; Vespertilionidae.